AUGGCGGCAGACAAUCCAUUCAUGGCGGACAAUCCCUUUGCCUCUAGCAGCGUCAAUGGCACCGUGCCGGCGGCGGGGCCCUGGAACAGCACCGGCGGCGCCUGGGGCAGCAACAACGACAGCUACACCGCGCCCGUGGCAGCAGACGUGGGCGGCACCAGCAGCGUGGGCGUCGGCGGCGGCGGCAAGGCCGGCGGCAAGAAGGAGGCGGAGCUGAACAAGCGCGAGGCGGAGCUGAGCAAGCGCGAGGCGGAGCUGCGGCGGCUGGAGCUGGAGAUCCGCCAGAACCCGGGGGCCAAGAGCACCAAGAACUGGCCAAAGUUCUGCCCCGUGCUGCACCACGACAUCGCCGGCGAGAUCCCGGCGCAGUCGCAGGUCCCCGUGCGCCGCGCCUACUGGGCCUACCUGGGCCUCAUCCUGUGCCUGUUCUGGAACUUCAUGGGCGUCAGCGCGCUGCUGAUCACCGACGGCGGCGAGAUUGCGGCGUGGCUGUGGGGGGCCAUCUGGAUGGUGGGCGGCGUGCCGGGCGCCUACAUCCUGUGGUACUCGCGGCUGUACAACGCAUCCAUCAAGGACUCGGCCUUUGGCUACGCCAUCUUCUUCGCCGGCUUCUUCGCCAACCUGGCCUUCAGCGUGUGGAGCGCCGUGGGCCCGCCGUUCCUGGGGGAGAAGAGUCACACCGGCUACAUCUCCGCCAUCAACCGCAUCGGCGACAACACGGGGGUGGGCGUCAUGUACUUCAUCGGCGCCGGCUUGUGGACGCUGGAGAGCCUGUGGAGCCUGUGGGUGUACAAGCUGGUGUACCGCAGCUUCCGCGGCCACGGCAUGUCGGCGGCGCAGGUCAAGCGCGAGGCCGCGGGCCGUGCCGCGUCCUCCGCGGUGUGA
This is a messenger RNA of Chlorella variabilis, 885 nucleotides long. RefSeq lists its product as hypothetical. Gene Ontology annotation, cellular component: trans-Golgi network membrane; recycling endosome membrane. The record is from RefSeq and is a predicted model, not a curated record. Gene Ontology annotation, biological process: protein transport. The transcript is spliced from 4 exons. Lineage: Eukaryota; Viridiplantae; Chlorophyta; Trebouxiophyceae; Chlorellales; Chlorellaceae. Bases 1 to 885 code for a protein of 294 amino acids.